AUGGCUGCGGGACGGGUAAAAGUGGUGAUUCUGGGACACUCGUUUAUACGCCGUUUGCGAGAUUUUGUGUUUGCAACACCGGAUUUUUACAAUUUGCGGCUAUAUCCUUCACAUUUCUCUGUGGAAUUUCGAGCAAGAGGAGGUUUAACGAUCAGACAAUUAGCAAAUUGUUCCAGUUUGAUAAACUUUGUGGACCAAGAUGUGUGUUUUCUACAAAUCGGUAGCAAUGACUUAUGUGAUGCAUCAUUACCAGUUAAAGACAUUGCCAAUGCAAUAACAUCCUUUGCCUCAUUUCUGAUAAUUACAGGAAAAGUGAAAAUCGUGAUUAUUGGCCAGGUGCUUUUUAGGUCAUCACAAGUUACAGACCCUUGGUACAACGACAGAGUCACAGAGCUCAAUGUGUUGCUAGAAUCCCUGUGCAUAAAUUCAGACACAAAGUUAAAGUUUUGGCAUCACCAUGGUUUCUGGAGUGAUCCGAGUAUGUCUCACCUAUCACCCGAUGGUGUCCACCUACAGAAUCCCAGAGAAAAUGCCCGUCCCAUGCAGAAAUAUGCUCAAAGUAUCAAAAGUGCAAUACUGCAUUGUGCCCGCACCUUCAUGCUCAGAUAA
This is a messenger RNA of Saccostrea echinata, 609 nucleotides long. RefSeq lists its product as uncharacterized. The transcript has a single exon. NCBI's taxonomy places the organism in Eukaryota, Metazoa, Mollusca, Bivalvia, Ostreida, Ostreidae. The record is from RefSeq and is a predicted model, not a curated record. Bases 1 to 609 code for a protein of 202 amino acids.